Messenger RNA from Xenopus tropicalis (tropical clawed frog), 9474 nucleotides. RefSeq names its product upregulator of cell proliferation gene 14 (gene urgcp.14). The transcript has 3 exons. Gene Ontology annotation, cellular component: nucleus; cytoplasm. Lineage: Eukaryota; Metazoa; Chordata; Amphibia; Anura; Pipidae. Gene Ontology annotation, molecular function: GTP binding. The coding region runs from base 1 to 9213 and encodes 3070 amino acids. The record is from RefSeq and is a predicted model, not a curated record.
AUGGAUCCAUAUGAAACCAAAAAUUUAACUUUACAAGACAUUCUUCAGAUUGAUCAAGAAUGUUUAGAGAAGAUGGAGAAUUGGCAAAGAAAGUCUUCAGCCAUGAAUUUUAUACAUAAAAUAAUUGCAUUAAAUGGAACAGCCAGAAGCAUAAUUACAUCAAGUGAGAACGAGAGUGAAGAUUCUCAGGAUGAGCCAGAUGAUGUAACUUGUGACUCAUCUGAUUCUGUUCACCCUCUAGAUGUUCUGUGCCUUGUCCUGCAUUGCUGUGACCAUUUUCUGCAGCAGGAGAUUAUACUGAAAAUGUCUAUGUGCCAGUUUGCUGUCCCUUUGCUGCUCCCUGCUGUUGAUGGGCCAGGCUGUACCUUCAUGCUUUGGGGAAUGAGAGAUAUUGUAAAAAGUUGGAGACCUCAGUCACUGGCAGAAACAAAGGGAUUCAUGCAAGAGAAUCUUGUUCAGAUAUCUAUGCCAACAUUCAGUUUUGUUAGAUUGGGGGAAAGUAAAUUAUCUAAAUCUACCAUCCUGAAUCAAGUUCUCAGCCCAACUCAGCAAACCCAAGACUUCUUUGUCCACAGUAAUAUGGAAGGAGCUGAUAUCACAAGGGAAAUUUCUGAAGGUCUUGUAGAAAUAUCCUGGUAUUUUCCCGCUGGUAAAGGUAAUUCGGAUAUUUUCCCAGAGCCAGUUGCAUUUGCAAACCUUCAUGGAAAUCUGGAAGACAGCUUGAACGAGUUUGGAUUUCUAACUCAGAUCUCAUCUGCUGUGUUUAUUUUUGUUCAGGAUAUUAAUAAGAAUCUGAUUGACUUUUUAUCCCAGUAUGAAAACUCUCAGGCAAAUUUUAUCAUUAUUUUCAAGGAAAGCAGGAAAAUCGACAAAGACACAGGUCUCACAAAUGUGACUGUUGUUCAUUUCAAUAGCAAAGCUAGUGGAGCAACAAUAGCAAAGAAAAUUCGAGCAGCUACUACACAUUUCAUUAAGAAAGGAUGCCGUGCCCUGAGCCUGGAAGAUAUGGCAGAAAUUGCUCCCAAACUAAGAAUCUCUGUUGAUGAGAAUGUGAUAGAAUGUCAGAAUGCAAAAGCAGAUGCCAAAGCAAUAGCAGAUGAGAUCAAAGAUGUUGCUGAGUACAAAAAGGAUACAAUGAGGCUGCAGAGACAUUUGUGGAAAAAGGCUGAACUGGAAAAAGAAAUGUGUCAAAUGAAAAAACAAGGUGAUAAACGUACAGAGAGUUACAAAUCAGAACUACAAAAACAAUGUGCAGAAAUACGUGAGAAACAGUUUAAGUAUGAAAUUCCAAAUAGCAUUAGUAAAUUUAUUCAUUCAGUUGUGAAAAAGAACUACACAGAAAUUAGUUAUUUUUUAAAAUGGCUUCGAUUUUAUCUUGAUUUAUCUGCCAGGAAGAACCUCUCUGCUUUACAAGACGAGUAUAAAGAGAAAUCAAACAGUUCCCGUAUCAAUGAGCUGUCUGGGCUUGAUCACAAAAUAUCAGACAGUUCCCUGGGGACUGAACAUUUCCUGAGAGAAUUAGGGCAGAUUUAUGAGGCAGAACAUUGCAAGUUCAAGGAGGAAAAUGCAAGUGAAAGAAAAUUCACUGAACUACCUGCAUUUGCUGCUGAUCUCUUACUGGGUGGAUUCCCACUGGAGCUGAUAGAUGGAGAUGCUUCUAAUAUCCCAAUGCAGUGGCUGCAGGAUGUAAUGACUGAGCUGGACAAUAAAACAGGAAAAUGCAGCAGAAUGGGGGUAAUCACUGUACUGGGGGUGCAGAGCACAGGGAAAUCCACCCUUCUAAACACAAUGUUUGGGCUGCAGUUCCCAGUCUCUAGUGGACGAUGCACACGAGGAGCUUUUAUGACACUAAUGAAAGUGAGAAAAGAUUUCCAGGAGGAGUUGGGCUGUGAGUUUAUUCUGGUGAUUGAUACUGAAGGCUUGAAAGCUCCUGAACUGGCUUCUUUGAAGGACAGCUAUGAACAUGACAAUGAACUUGCAACACUGGCUGUUGGUUUGAGUGACAUCACAAUUGUAAACAUGGCCAUGGAGAAUACAACUGAGAUGAAGGAUAUUUUGCAGAUAGUGGUCCAUGCCUUCCUUAGGAUGAAAGAAAUUGGAAGGAAACCCAAGUGCCACUUUGUACACCAGAAUGUAAGUGAUGUUUCUGCUCAUGAAAAUAACAGACGGGAAUGGAUGAACCUUCUGGAGCAACUGAAUGAAAUGACCAGAAUUGCAGCAGAUAUGGAGAAGAAAACUCAAUUUACAGCUUUCUCUGAUAUCAUGAUGUAUGAUCCAGAAAAAGACAAUUUCUACAUUCCUGGUCUCUGGAACGGAGUCCCACCAAUGGCCUCUAUAAACAUUGCUUACAGUGAGACCAUCUAUGAGCUUAAAACAUAUUUAAUUGAAUGUAUGAAGAACAAGGGACACAGAAUUUGUGACUUUAUAAAAUGGAUAGAAAGUCUAUGGAAUGCUGUAAAAUAUGAAAACUUCAUCUUCAGUUUUAAAAACAGCCUAGUAGCAAAUGCCUACAACCAACUGGCUAAGAAAUACUCAGAACUGGAGUGGAAGUUCACUAAGGCAAUGCUUAAAUGGCUAGCAGAGACUGAAACAGUCAUCAAGAAUCAAAAUGCACAAACGAUUGAUAGUGAAGGAGCAACAUGUAAAUAUGCAGCGUAUUCUAUUCUCAGUAUGGAGGAGGAGAGCAUGAAGAAGGAAUUAGAGAAAUAUUUUUCAAGUGACAACAAAGAUGCAAGUCUAGUAGAGAGGUACAAAGCUGAAUUUCUAACUAGUGCAAGUUGCCUUAGGAAGAAGCUGGAAGCAUCAUCUCUUAGCAAAUGUGAUGAGGCAAUUCGUAUCCAAAAGGAGAACUUGAAGGUAAAAAAGGUUAUCAGUGCAUACAAAGAAAUUAUUGAUAAAAAGGUCACCAGCCUUGUGAUGAAGUGCAGGGAACAAAAAUAUAAACCUGAUGAAAAAACACUUGAAGAAGAAUUUGAGUUAAUGUGGGCAGACACUAUAUCAGAGUUAAAUGUCACUGCCCUUCCAGAACCCAACAUUGAACUUGAUUUUCUUACAUUACUCAAAAAAGAUAUGGCAUCAAAAGCUGUCAGUCAAAGACUGAACAACAUAAACCAACUUCCAAAGCAGGAAAAACUCCAUGUACAUGAAAGUAUGGGAAAAAAUCUAUUGAAAAAAUUUAAGAAUAAAUUGCCUUUUUUGAGUAGUGGCCCUGACAAACUAGAAGUAUUUGUUAAGUCCUUUUCAGACAUAUGUUCUGAUUUUAUAAAAGAAAAGCUAAGUACAGAAUCUGACUAUAAUGAAACAUAUGGGUUGGAACUACUACAUUUGAUUAAUUUAGUGUGUGAUGGAAACAACGAUCUUCAGUUCACAGCGGACAUAGAGCUGGAUCUGAAACUCUUUAUUUUGGGUAAUGCAGUUUGUGAUUUCCAACAGAUGCAUAAGGAUUUUGUCAAGAACAAUGAUCCUCUGAUUUGUCUUGGAGAGUUGAAGACUAAAUAUUGUAACAGUUUUCAAUACCUAUUUCUGGAGAAAGAUGAAAGCUGGGAGCGAGCCAAACAUUUGUGUAAUUUCUGGUUAAAACCAGCUCUGAUUGAGCAGGUAAACAGAAAACUUGGAUUGGAAAUAGUAGAUCAGAUUCUAGACAACAAUGAAUCCAAUCAGUACAGCACCAGAGGAUACUUCCAAUUCACUGUGAUGAAACAGCUACUAGAAAAGAGUAAUUUCUCUGACUACUUAGAAUACAUUGAUGAUUAUGAAACAUUUGUCAAAAAGUGGAUACAUAACUGUAUUUUAGAAAAAUGUGACUUCCACCAUCUGCAAUCCGGCAUUCUUUCUACCAUCAGAAAAAAGAUAACGGGAUUCCUAAAUGAGCCAAGGACCCUUCAGUUUCAGAAAAUGUCUGAUUUCCUUGUACGGCUUAGGGAAGUGCUGAGAAAUGAUUUGGCAUUAUCAGAUGAUAUAAAUGUAUUUUGUCUGAAAGAUGAGGCAAAUAUUCAAGAAUUUGUUGAAAAUAUUGAGAAAUCUCUUAGUGACACCGAAGCAGAAAUCAUAGCCGAGUUGAAAUCAGUGGACAAGGAAACAAUUCUUUCAAAGGUUGUGGUAAAACCAGUUGAUGAAUUGUUUAAGAGAGUUUUUGGAUGUGGGAAGCAAUGCCCAUUCUGUAGAGUUCCCUGUGAGGCCGGUGGAACUGAUCAUAAAAUUCACUUUGCGUCUAUUCACCGACCUACAGGACUGGGAAGAUACAGAUCCUUAUUCACACAAGCUCUUUGCCAUGAUAUCUGCACCAUUAAUGUAUCUGGCAAUAAAUCAUUUAUAGCUGAAAGUCAGUCUUCACAUCCCUAUAAAGAAUACAGAGCAGUUUUUCCAGAUUGGGACAUUCUUCCUGACCAAAGUUUUGAGGCUUCUGAAUAUUGGAAAUAUGUUCUUAAACUAUUCAAUGAGAAGUUUGCAGAAGAAUAUGAUUCUAGACCUGCUGAAUAUCCUGAGGAAUGGAAUACAAUAACUAAAGCACAGGCAGAAAGAUGCCUCAACACUGCCUUUGCAGAUCAUUCAGACAAUCACACAAUCAAGGAAAACAAAGAUGAAUGCGAAGGAGAAAAUAAAGGAACUUCUAGAGACAAAAAAACCUUAUAUAAAGACUUAUUGAAGAAAAUGAAUAUGGAUCCAUAUGAAACCAAAAGUCUACCAUUGCAAGACUUUCUUCAGAUUGAUAAAGAAUGUUUACAGAGGAUUGAUUAUUAUCAGAGAAAGUCUGCAGCCUGGAAUUUUAUACAUAAAAUAAUUGCAUUAAAUGGAACAGCCAGAGACAUAAUUACAUCAAGUGAGAACGAGAGUGAAGAUUCUCAGGAUGAUGUAACUUGUGACUCAUUUAGUUACAUUCAUCCCCUAGAUGUUCUGUGCCUUGUCCUGCAUUGCUGUGACCAUUUUUUGCAGCAGGAGAUUAUACUGAAAAUGUCUAUGUGCCAAUUUGCUGUCCCUUUGCUGCUCCCUGCUGCUGAUGGGCCAGGCUGUACCUUCAUGCUUUGGGGAAUGAGAGAUAUUGUAAAAAGGUGGAGGCCUCAGUCACUGGCAGAAGCAAAAGGAUACAUGCAAGAGAAUCUUGUUCAGAUAUCUAUGCCAACAUUCAGUUUUGUUAGAUUGGGGGAAAGUAAAUUAUCCAAAUCUACCAUCCUGAAUCAAGUUCUCAGCCCAACUCAGCAAACCCAAGACUUCUUUGUUAAUAGUUAUAUGGAAGGAGCUGAUGUCACAAGGGAGAUAUCUGAGGGGCUGGUAGAAAUAUCCUGGUAUUUUCCAGCUGGAAAAGGUAAUUCAGAUAUUUUCCCAGAGCCAGUCGCAUUUGCAAACCUUCAUGGAAACCUGGAAGACAGCUUGAAAGAGUUUGCAUUUCUAACUCAGAUCUCAUCUGCUGUGUUUAUUUUUGUUCUGAACAUUGAUAGGAAUCUGUUUGACUUUUUAUCUCAAUAUAAAAACUCUAAGACAAACUUUGUCAUUAUUGUCAAGGAAAGCAGGAAAAUCGAUGAAGGCACAGAUCUCACAAAUGUCACUGUACUCGUAUUCAGAAGUAAAGUUAGAGGAGAAAUAAUUGGAAAGAGAAUUCGAACUACAGCUUUAGAUUUUAUUAAGAAAGGAUGCCGUGCCCUGAGCCUGGAAGAUAUGGCAGAAAUUGCUCCCAAACUAGGAAUCUCUGUUGAUGAGAAUGUGAUAGAAUGUCAGAAUGCAAAGGCAGAUGCCAAAGCAAUAGCAGAUGAGAUAAAAGAUGUCGCUGAGUACAAAAAGGCUACAAUGAGGCUUCAGGGACAUUUGUGGAAAAAGGCUGAACUCGAAAAAGAAAUGUGUCAAAUGAAAAAACAAGGUGAUAAACGUACUGACAGUUACAAAUCAGAACUACAAAAACAAUGUGCAGAAAUACGUGAGAAACAGUUGAAUUAUGAGAUUCCAAAUAGCAUUAGUAAAUUUAUUCAUUCAGUUGUGAAAAAGAACUACACAGAAAUUAGUUAUUUUUUAAAAUGGCUUCGAUUUUAUCUUGAUUUAUCUGCCAGGAAGAACCUCUCUGUUUUACAAGCUGAGUAUAAAGAGAAAUCAGUUCCAGCAUCAAUGAGCAGCAAGGAACUAUCUGGCCUUGAUCAGAAAAUAUCAGACAGUUCCCUUGGGAUUGAACAUUUCCUGAGAGAAUUAGGACAGUUUUAUGAGGCAGAACAUUUUAUGCUCAAGGGGGAAAAUGCAGGUGACAGAAAAUUCACUCAACUACCUGCAUUUGCUGCUGAUCUCUUACUGGGUGGAUUCCCACUGGAGCUGAUAGAUGGAGAUGCUUCUAAUAUCCCAAUGCAGUGGCUGCAGGAUGUACUGACUGAGCUGGACAAUAAAACAGGAAAAUGCAGCAGAAUGGGGGUAAUCACUGUACUGGGGGUGCAGAGCACAGGGAAAUCCACCCUUCUAAACACAAUGUUUGGCCUGCAGUUCCCAGUCUCUAGUGGACGAUGCACACGAGGAGCUUUUAUGACACUAAUGAAAGUGAGAAAAGAUUUCCAGGAGGAGUUGGGCUGUGAGUUUAUUCUGGUGAUUGAUACUGAAGGCUUGAAAGCUCCUGAACUGGCUUCUUUGAAGGACAGCUAUGAACAUGACAAUGAACUUGCAACACUCGUUGUUGGUUUGAGUGACAUCACAAUUGUAAACAUGGCCAUGGAGAAUACAACUGAGAUGAAGGAUAUUUUGCAGAUAGUGGUCCAUGCCUUCCUUAGGAUGAAAGAGAUUGGAAGGAAACCCAACUGCCAGUUUGUACAUCAGAAUGUAAGUGAUGUUUCUGCUCAUGAGAACAACAGGCGGGGCAGGUUGAAACUUCUGGAGCAUCUGAAUAAAAUGACCAAAACUGCAGCAAAUAUGGAGAAGAAAACUGAAUUUACAGCUUUUUCUGAUAUCAUGAUGUAUGAUCCAGAGAAAGACAAUUGCUACAUUCCUGGUCUCUGGAAUGGAGUCCCACCAAUGGCAUCUAUAAAUAUUGCUUACAGUGAGACCAUCUAUGAGCUUAAGCAACAUUUAAUUAAACGUAUGAAGAACAAGGGACACAGAAUUGGUGACUUUAUAGAAUGGAUAGAAAGUCUAUGGAAUGCUGUGAAAUAUGAAAACUUCAUCUUCAGUUUUAGAAACAGCCUAGUAGCAAAUGCCUACAACCAACUGGCUAAGAAAUACUCAGAACUGGAGUGGAAGUUCACUAAGGCAAUGCUUAAAUGGCUAGCAGAGACUGAAACAGUCAUCAAGAAUCAAAAUGCACAGACAAUUGAUAGUGAAGGAGCAAAAUGUAAAUAUGCAGCGUAUUCUAUUCUCAGUAUGGAGGAGGAGAGCAUGAAGAAGGAAUUAGAGAAAUAUUUUUCAAUUGAAAACAAAGAGACAAGUCUAGUAGAGAGGUACAAAGCUGAAUUUCUAACUAGCGCAAGUUGCCUUAGGAAGAAGCUGGAAGCAUCAUCUCUUAGCAAAUGUGAUGAGGCAAUUCGUAUCCAAAAGGAGAACUUGAAGGUAAAAAAGGUUAUCAGUGCAUACAAAGAAAUUAUUGAUAAAAAGGUCACCAGUCUUGUGAUGAAGUGCAGGGAACAAAAAUAUAAACCUGAUGAAAAAACACUUCAAACUGAAUUUGAGUUAAUGUGGGCAGACACUAUAUCAGAGUUAAAUUUCACUGCCCUUCCAGAACCAAACAUUGAACUUGAUUUUCUUACAUUACUCAAAAAAGAUAUGGCAUCAAAAGGUUCAGCUGUCAGUCAAAGACUGAACAACAUAAACCAACUUCCAAAGCAGGAAAAGCUCCAUGUACAUGAAAGUAUGGGAAAAAAUCUAUUAAAAAUAGUAAAGAAUAAUUUACCUUUUUUGAGUAGACCUUCUGGCCCUGACAACCGAGAAGUAUUUUUUAAGUCCCUUUCAGACAUAUGUUCUUAUUAUAUAAAAGAAAAGCUAAGUUCAGAAUCUGACUAUGAUGAAACAUAUGGGUUGGAAAUACUAAAUUUGAUUAAUUCAGUGUGUGAUGGAAACAACGAUCUUCAGCUCACAGCGGACAUAGAGCUGGAUCUGAAACUCUUUAUUUUGGGUAAUGCAGUUUGUGAUUUCCAACAGAUGCAUAAGGAUUUUGUCAAGAACAAUGAUCCUCUGAUUUGUCUUGGAGAGAUGAAGACUAAAUAUUGUAACAGUUUUCAAUACCUAUUUCUGGAGAAAGAUGGAAUCUGGGAGCGAGCCAAACAUUUGUGUGAGUUGUGGUUAAAGCCAGCUCUAAUUGAGCAGGUAAACAGAAAACUUGGAUUGGAAAUAGUAGAUCAGAUUCUAGACAACAGUGAAUCCAAUCAGUACAGCACCAGAGGAUACUUCCAAUUCAAUGUGAUGAAACAUCUUCUAGAAAAGAGUAAUUUCUCUGACUACUUAGAAUACAUCGAUGAUUAUGAAACAUUUGUCAAAAAGUGGAUACAUAACUGUAUUUUAGAAAAAUGUGACUUCCACCAUCUGCAAUCUGUUAUUCUUUCUACCAUCACAAAAAAGAUAACGGGAUUCCUAAAUGAGCCAAGGACCCUUCAGUUUCAGAAAAUGUCUGAUUUCCUUGUAUACCUUAGGGAGGUGCUGAGAAAUGAUCUGGCAUUAUCAGAUGAUAUCAAUGUAUUUUGUUUGAAAGAUGAGGCAAAUAUUCAAGAAUUUGUUGAAAAUCUUGAGAAAUCCCUUAGUGACACCGAAGCAGAAAUCAUAUCCGAGUUGAAAUCAGUGGACAAGGAAACAAUUCUUUCAAAUGUUGUGGUAAAACCAGUGGAUGAAUUGUUUAAGAGAGUUUUUGGAUGUGGGAAGCAAUGCCCAUUCUGUAGAGUUCCCUGUGAGGCCGGUGGAACUGAUCAUAAAAAUCACUUUGCGUCUAUUCAUCGACCUACAGGACUGGGAAGAUACAGAUCCUUUUUCUCACAGACUCUUUGCCAUGAUAUCUGCACCACUAAUGUAUCUGGCAAUAAAUCAUUUACAGCUGAAAGUCAAUCUUCACAUCUCUAUAAAGAAUACAGAGCAGUUUACCCAGACUGGAACAUUCUCCCCGACCCAAGUAUCGAGGCCUCUGAUUAUUGGAAAUAUGUUCUUAAAGAAUUUAAUGAUCAGUUUGCAGAAGAAUAUGAGGGCAGACCUGCUGACUAUCCUGAGGAAUGGAAUACAAUAACCAAAGCACAGGCAGAAAGAUGCCUCAACACUGCUUUUGGCAUUUAAUGAAAUACUUCCUGAAGUGUAAUAUGUAAAACAUUCAGGUCACACAGUCAGGUCUUUGAAUAAAUCACCAGUUUCUCCAGUAUAGAGCAGGCUGCUGCUGGGUUUCAUGCCCCUUUCUUAAACUCUGCCAUCUUGCAAAGUGAAACUCCUGUAAUUAUGGAUAUUAUUGUAAAGCAUCAAAUUACAGGGGACAUAUUGUGUGAAAAACAAUACUGGGCCAAUGAAUUGUACUCAUCUAAAUAUAGAAGGAAUGUGCUUUAA